Molecule: messenger RNA, 6709 nt
Organism: Pipistrellus kuhlii (Kuhl's pipistrelle)
Lineage: Eukaryota; Metazoa; Chordata; Mammalia; Chiroptera; Vespertilionidae
Gene: PRP4K
Product: pre-mRNA processing factor 4B
Exons: 17
Coding region: 16-3045 (1009 amino acids)
Biological process (GO): mRNA cis splicing, via spliceosome; peptidyl-serine phosphorylation; peptidyl-threonine phosphorylation
Molecular function (GO): protein serine/threonine kinase activity; ATP binding
Source: RefSeq, a predicted model, not a curated record
GUCAGGAAGUUCAAGAUGGCCGCCGCGGAGGCUCCGUGUCUGCGGGAACAGUCCGAGAUGGAAGAUGCUGAUAAUUCUGAAAAGAGUGUACAUGAAGAAAAUGGAGAAGUAUCAGAAGACCAAUCUCAAAAUAAGCACAAUCGUCACAAAAAAAAGAAGCAUAAACACAGAAGUAAACAUAAGAAACAUAAACAUUCCUUAGAAGAAGAUAAGGAUAAAAAACAUAAACAUAAGCAUAAACAUAAGAAACACAAAAGAAAAGAAGUUAUUGAUGCUUCUGACAAAGAGGGUUUGUCUCCAGCAAAAAGAACUAAAUUUGAUGAUUUAGCUUUGCUAGAAGACUUGGAAAAACAGAGAGCCUUGAUAAAAGCUGAACUUGAUAAUGAGUUAAUGGAAGGAAAGGUCCAGUCAGGGAUGGGACUCAUAUUACAAGGUUAUGAAUCAGGCUCUGAAGAAGAAGGGGAAAUUCAUGAAAAGGCAAGAAAUGGAAAUAGGUCUAGUACUAGAUCUUCCACUACCAAGGGGAAACUUGAACUUAUGGACAAUAAAAAUAGUACAAAAAAGCGAAGUAAAAGCAGAUCCAAAGAACGGACUAGACAUAGGUCUGACAAAAAGAAAAGUAAGGGAGGUGUUGAAAUAGUUAAAGAGAAGACAACUAGGAGCAAAUCAAAGGAGAGGAAAAAGUCUAAAAGUCCAUCCAAAAGAAGUAAGUCUCAAGAUCAAACAAGAAAAUCAAAAUCUCCUACCCUUAGAAGGCGGUCUCAAGAGAAAAUUGGGAAAGCCAGAUCUCCUACUGAUGACAAGGUUAAGAUUGAAGAUAAAAAUAAGUCAAAAGAUAGAAAAAAAUCCCCAGUUAUAAAUGAAAGUAGAAGUCGUGAUCGAGGCAAAAAAUCCAGAUCCCCAGUUGACUUAAGAGGUAAAUCCAAAGACAGAAGGUCACGGUCCAAAGAGAGAAAAUCAAAACGGUCUGAAACUGAGAAAGAAAAGAAGCCAAUUAAAUCUCCCUCUAAAGAUGCUUCUUCCGGGAAAGAAAAUAGGUCGCCCAGUAGAAGACCUGGUCGUAGUCCUAAAAGAAGAAGUUUGUCUCCAAAACAACGUGAUAGAUCCCGAAGAAGUAGAUCUCCACUUCUAAAUGAUAGGAGGUCUAAGCAGAGCAAGUCACCUUCUCGAACUCUGUCUCCCGGUAGAAGAGCCAAGAGCAGAUCCUUGGAAAGAAAACGAAGGGAACCAGAAAGGAGACGACUUUCUUCCCCAAGAACACGACCUCGUGACGAUAUCCUCAGUAGACGUGAGAGAUCAAAAGAUGUCAGCCCGAUAAGUAGGUGGUCUCCAACCCGAAGAAGAGCAAGUAGAUCUCCCAUCAGGAGGAGGUCUCGCUCACCACUCAGACGGAGCAGGUCUCCUAGAAGAAGAAGCAGGUCCCCUCGGAGAAGGGACAGAGGUCGGAGAAGCAGAUCCCGUAUGAGAAGGCGGUCUCGAUCACGGGGUGGUCGUAGACGUAGGAGCAGAAGCAAAGUAAAGGAAGAUAAAUUUAAAGGAAGUCUUUCUGAAGGAAUGAAAGUUGAGCAAGAAUCUUCAUCUGAAGAUAACCUCGAAGACUUUGAUGUAGAGGAAGAAGAUGAAGAGGCCCUAAUAGAGCAGAGAAGAAUACAAAGGCAAGCAAUUGUUCAGAAAUAUAAAUAUCUUGCUGAAGAUAGCAAUAUGUCUGUGCCAUCUGAACCCAGCAGCCCCCAGAGUAGUACUCGUACACGGUCACCUUCUCCAGACGACAUUCUGGAAAGGGUAGCUGCUGAUGUUAAAGAGUAUGAACGGGAAAAUGUUGAUACAUUUGAGGCCUCAGUAAAAGCCAAGCAUAAUCUAAUGACAGUUGAACAAAAUAAUGGGUCAGCUCAGAAAAAGCUAUUGGCACCUGAUAUGUUUACAGAAUCUGAUGAUAUGUUUGCUGCAUAUUUUGAUAGUGCUCGUCUUCGGGCUGCUGGCAUUGGAAAAGACUUUAAAGAGAAUCCUAACCUCAGGGAUAACUGGACUGAUGCAGAAGGCUAUUAUCGUGUGAACAUAGGUGAAGUGCUAGAUAAGCGAUAUAAUGUGUAUGGCUACACUGGUCAAGGUGUAUUCAGUAAUGUUGUACGAGCCAGAGAUAAUGCAAGAGCCAACCAAGAAGUGGCUGUAAAGAUCAUUAGAAACAAUGAACUCAUGCAGAAAACUGGUUUAAAAGAACUAGAAUUUUUGAAAAAACUUAAUGAUGCUGAUCCUGAUGACAAAUUUCAUUGUUUGCGGCUCUUCAGACACUUUUAUCAUAAACAGCAUCUCUGUCUCGUAUUUGAGCCUCUCAGCAUGAAUUUACGAGAGGUGUUAAAAAAAUAUGGUAAGGAUGUUGGUCUUCAUAUUAAAGCUGUAAGAUCUUACAGUCAACAGUUGUUCUUGGCAUUGAAACUCCUUAAAAGAUGCAAUAUUCUACAUGCUGAUAUCAAGCCAGACAAUAUCCUGGUUAAUGAAUCAAAAACUAUUUUAAAGCUCUGUGAUUUUGGGUCUGCUUCACACGUUGCGGAUAAUGACAUAACUCCUUAUCUUGUCAGUAGAUUUUAUCGUGCUCCUGAAAUCAUUAUAGGUAAAAGCUAUGACUAUGGCAUAGAUAUGUGGUCUGUAGGUUGUACCUUAUAUGAACUAUAUACUGGAAAAAUUUUAUUUCCUGGCAAAACCAAUAACCAUAUGUUGAAGCUCGCCAUGGAUCUCAAAGGGAAAAUGCCAAAUAAGAUGAUUCGGAAAGGUGUAUUUAAAGACCAACAUUUUGAUCAAAACCUCAAUUUCAUGUACAUAGAAGUUGAUAAAGUAACAGAGAGGGAGAAAGUUACUGUCAUGAGCACCAUUAAUCCAACUAAGGACCUGUUGGCUGACUUGAUUGGGUGCCAGCGACUUCCUGAAGACCAACGUAAAAAAGUACACCAGCUAAAGGACUUAUUGGACCAGAUCCUAAUGUUGGACCCAGCUAAACGGAUUAGCAUCAACCAGGCCCUACAGCAUGCCUUUAUCCAGGAAAAAAUUUAAAAGAGAUGAAGAAGCUCCAAUGGUUUGAGUAAUUAAAGACUGAAGAAAUUUCACAGCAAUUUAUUAAUGUAUAUAAACUUAUAAAUAUUUCUCCAUCAAAUUUGAGGAAGCAUGAUUAUAUUUGAAUUAAUACCAAGGGUGAUGUUUCUUUUAGAAAUGUUAGUUAAUCUGUUUUGUGUCUUAUGUGAAAUUUCACUGUAGAACUGUUUUAACUGCCAAGACUGCACAAAAUUAUAGUGCUAAUGUAUAUGGUUGCAGUUCAUAUAAAAGGCAAAAGCAUCUUGUUAUAAAAUAAGUAGUAAUGCUGGGUGGUUGAUUUAUUUUUAGCAGACUUGGCUUCAUUUUGGUCUUCAGGUAAAAUGGCCAGCAUAAAUGCUGUUUAUAUUCACAUUUUCCUAGGUGUGUGUGUGCAGGCCACAGCAGCAUGCCCUUGGUGUAGUCAUUGCCGAAAGGGGUCUGUUCCUUCUUGAGCCUGCCUGCAGGGAUGGUCUCCUCUUUUAAAGCAGGUUGUGUACAACAUUCAGUACACUGAAGGUAAGCUAAACCAUCAACAUCACUGGUGUUUUAAGAUGUUAUUUUAUUGGAACAAUUGACAAAUGAGGGAUAUUAGCUUUGUGGCAGAAUUCCCUGCAUGUGUGAUACCUGAUAUUGUUUUAUUUUUGGCAUUGCAAAUGUGGCAUAGUUACAAUUUCUGUUCUGUUCAUCACAUCUAAAAUUGGAAGAGUAUGCGCUUGAUGGAUAGAGCGCCUUCAGUGUACUGUUUCUUAUUAACUUUAAUUUUUAAAAAUCAACUUGCUAUAGACUUUAUAUAAAUUUUUGUUAAAUGCAGUUCCUAGUGAGAUAGAAACAAUGCUUAGUUUUCAUUUACUAAAUUACAAAUGUUGAGGCAUAUUCUGAAAGUCCUCAUAUUUAAAAGUUACAUAGACAACAUAAUGAAAUUUUUAACUAUUUGUAUGUCAUUUUGAAAGUGUACUGCUUUAUGGUAAAAGUGCUUUCAUUUGUUCAUUGUUUUCAUUAUUUGUGAUCAUGUUGUCUUUCAAUACAGGCAUAAACCUUCCACUCUUGAACAAAGCAGCUGCUUUUUAAAAGCGGUAAUUGCUUCUUUACCUUUUAUUUCUUUUGUAAAUGAAGCUUUUCUUUAAGAAUGUGACUUUAAAGUGUUGUCUAUUGCAUAAAACAGUUGACACUCACUUAUUGUAAAGUGAAGAUUGUUCUACUGCAUGUGAAGUGGCCAUGCAGAUUUCUGUAUGUUCUCAGUAUGCAUCACUAGAUAAUAAAGUCUUUUGUGAACAAGGCAUUUGUAGCCAUUUUUAAAAAUUUUUGUCUUCAGUGCUGGUUUAUGGUUUAUAAAUAGUUAAAAGCAACCUUUUGUUUCUUCCUUAAAGUCUUUAAUAGAAUUAUUUGCUAAGAUGUAAGGCUAGCCAAAGUUUAUUAUUUUACUUACCUCGUCAAAAAAUUCUACAAAUAUUGUCAGCUUUCAGUAUAGUGAGGUAAUUCCUGUAGGUUAGGGGGUAUAAAAUCAGGAUUUAACUAAUGUUUCUGCUAUUUUCUCACUUUUCCUUUUGAUGGUGCGGAAAGAGAAAAAAGGAAAACGGGGCACAGGCCAUUCAACGCCUUCUCCAAGGGGUCUGAUUUGCUGAGACACCAGCUUCACCUUCUUAACAAGGCACUAAUUACAACAAGCAUGCACAUUUUGUGCAUUCAAGAAUGGAAAAUCAGUAUAGCAGCCUUCUGGUGCAGCUCAGUGGAAGAUGAUGACAACCAGAAGACAUGAGCUAAGGUUUCUGUCCUAUAAAAGAUUUUUUUAAAUCCUCCAUUUUAUUUUUGUCUAAUUUUUUUAGUUUUCGGCAUUAUGAUUUGGGUUUCAUUAAUGUUUGGUACUUAGAUUAGUAGUGCUCUUGUGCUCAUUUGUAAAGUACCUGUUUUAUCAUGCUCUGCCUAUCCCCCCAUCCUUUCUUUCCUAAAAUAAUAAAUAGUGGUCAAAUUUAGUGAUAUAUAAGACUCUUGAAUGGUGAGAUUCCUUAUAUAUAUCAUGGUUUUUUAAUUUGGUUUCUAAAGAUUAUUAGGAAAACAGCAAACAUCAAAACACAGUCUUCAGCUUUGGGUAUCUUAUCUCCUUGGCAAAUGAAAAAGAAUAGAAACUGGAAUUUUAGGAACACUAUUCAAUUCCUUUAAUAACUUAUUCUCCAACUUGCCCUUUAGUAAUUUUAUUUUUAACAGGUGCUCCAGUCAUGGUCUUAAAUCAGGCAAAAUAUUUAGAGCCAUUGUCAAUUUUUCUUAGGGGAAAUGAGAGGUGAUAUAAUUUUGAUCUUUUAUGUCAAAAUUAAUCUAUUUGACAGGAACCUGUAAACAGUCUAUAUAAAUGACAUUAUUAGAAUUUGUAACAUUUGCUGAGGCAGAAAUUUGGAACUCUGUAAGACCUCUGUUGGAUUGAGGUAUUUAGUGAAUAAUCCUUUAAAAACUUGUAUUAAUGUUUCAGAGUUGCUAUAUAGUUUUCAAAUAUAAUUAUCUCAUGAAGAUUUUGCUUUAUUACACACUUUAUGGCAAAAAUGAUACAAGUAUAUCAAGUGAUUGUCAGACUUAAGGGCUCAUAUUUUAGGACAUAACUCUCAAAGAUGUCAUAGUUCUUUCUGCAGUUGGGGGAAUAGUUGAGAUUUUAAGGAAGCAUAUACAUUUUGGACGCAGUUCUAAAUAAGGUCCUAUGUGGACCUUAUUCUUGAAGGUUAUUAGAAAUUAGGUUGGAAUUUUGAGGCUUUGAAAGGAUAUAGCAUCUUGUCAUAAAUCUUAAAACCAUCCAUUACUUUUAUUUAACCUUAAAUUUUGAUUGUUAGCAUCCUGUUUCUUCAUUCCCCAGUGCCUAUCUCAUUCCACUCUACUUUUUCUCAAAAAUAUUUUUAUGUUUUAAAAAGAAUUUUUACUUUUUACCAUUAUAAUCACUACUUUUUUCCCUAAUUAAAACAAAUACUCAGGAUAGUUUUAUAAUACGGAAAUGUAUGUUUUAUGGUAUGUGGUAGAGGCAUUACUGAGAACAAAUACUAUAUUUUACUUGCACUUAAUCUAUCAUUAUUUUGUAGCAGAACUCUAGCUGGCUAGGUAGAAAUAAAAUCUCUGAAAUGAAAUAAAGGAAUCACAUACCUGAAAAGUUAUGCCAUGUAGUUACGGAAUGCCCUUUUAAAUGUUGGAGAUAAGAAAGAAGCAAGUUGUUCAAAUGUGUAACUUCUUUCCCUUAGUUAUAAUAACAUUAUUAAAAUUGGGUUUCAUAAAAUGUUUCUUCAUAGUAUCCUAGUUCAAUCAAAUAUUCAACAUGAAUUUUAUUCUGUUAGAUGUAAGGCCCUCAUAUUAUAGAAAUGAUCAAUACACAUUCAUCUGUGUUUUUCACAUGUCAGUAAUGUACACUAAAUUGAGUUUUUAAAUGUUUUCCAGUUAUUUUGAUAGAUAUCAUCAUGGCAUCUUUAAUUGUUCUUUUCCUUCUAUAUGUAGGGUAAGGGACAGUUCUUCUGAAGAAUCUUUCCAUUUAGUGAUCAAGAUAUGGAAGCUGAAAUCUGAAAAUACUCAAUAUGCAUUCUAAUUGUUUGUGGUAUCAUUUGAAUUGUAACUCACAUUUUAGCAGCAAUGUUCCCAAUCAACAUAUUAGGGGAAAUAUAAUAAAAUAUGCCACUUGUUA